CAUCUUGAGUAGCACGCUUAGCUGUCGUGUUUUGAUGACGCCAUCACUGGGACUUUCCGGAUACGUCACUCGGGGCUUCCGAGUUAUUAGGCUAGCUCUACCUCUGUGUUCAUGUCGAUAUACACUGUAAACGUCGCCUCGUUGUUCUGGAGUACACACCAAAAGAGACCAUGAAAGCGCCAAAGGCUCCUACCAGCACCGAAAGGUUUGAAUAUUGAGACGUCGUUGUCGGGAGCGACGGCCAGACUGAGAGGCGGAAUGUCAACAACGCGGCCCCUCCUCGGGAUGAGACGAGCCACGGAGCUAACGUGCCAGGAGCAGCCGACCAGCAGGCUCCCUGCGUCAGCCGAGAGGCAGCAGCUAGAGGCCCCCACCGUGGACGAGUUUACAGUGCUAGAGGAUAAAGAAGAAGAGCUGAAAUGUGCCAAGCCUCGAGUGGAGCAGGUUUUUAAAGUUGCGUUCACCAUUAUCGGUCUUUUGGACCAUACGGGACUGCCGCACGGUAGCAAAACAUCACGGCAGAUAUGGCUGAAGCUCAUAGGAAACAGAGACGACGUGUCAAAGGCAAAGGAAUAUGUGCGAGGACUCUGUGAUCCAGAACUACAGAAAGAAGAGCGGUACCCAGUGGACAUGCACUGUAUUUUUGCUGGGGCCCGGGGCCUCUUCCUGGACAGGCUCAUACGGGACACAAGUGCUGAAGUUGUGGUGCCUGAGCCAGGCCGCCUGCGGCUCUUGGGCCGGGCUGAACCCGUAGUGAUGGCCCAGAGCAGAGUUCAGCAAUUUGUAGCACUAUUCCAGGAAAAGCGAAGUCUACCGAGUGACAGAGAGCCGGCAGUGAAACGAGCCUUCAAGUCCUUUGUGGAGGAAAGGGAUGAUAAGUACACUAUGGAACUUCUUCUGCUACCCAGUGCCCUGAAGGAAGAGUUACUGGGAUUGGCUCAUAGCCCCACUACCACCAACACAUCUUCCCUGGCUCAGCUCAACCAGAUGCUGCAUCCCAGCAUGGCAGAGGUCGACCAGGACCGCUCGCAGAGUAGCACCCCAGUGACGGAACUCUCCAACCGCAUCCUGGGCACCAGCUUUGAGGAGAAAGGGGCCGGAGCAGCAUCUGUCGGUGGAGGUGGUAAAGCAGGAGGAGCGAUGGGCUCAGGUCCCGAGGCUGUCCUGAUCAACGGCACUCGGCCUUCGCACAAGCGGCGCUCAUCCGAGAGCGAGACUCGCGACACAAAGAGACAAUACUCUCUGGAGCGGAGGGAUGAGUCGCCGGAGAGAGCGAGAGAGAGGGAGCGACAGAGGGACAGAGAAGGCCGGGGGGGCAGUAGCAGCUGUAGAUCCAAAACCCCCUCUGCAAUAUCAUCCUCCUCCUCUUCCUCCUCCUCCUCCUCUUCCUCAGGAAAAGCAAACACAGUCGUCGGUGUGAUCAUGUUGGACCCCAGUGAAGGAAUCUCAGAUGAAGGGGAAGCAGUAAGCCCAGAAACCAACCUCCGCUGUUUGGUCAAUUUCUUCAGAACCAUGGGUUACCAGCAGGAAGUGGUGGAGCGUGUUGUCAAGGAGACGGGACAGACGGAAGAUACCUUCCUCGUUCUGGAGAAAAUCGUUGAGGAAACCAAGCGUUGUGAAGAGGGGUCAAAAGGAGGUGAAAAAGAAAGACGGUUGAACUCUGUGCGCUCCCCGGACACUCCCUCCUCAUCGUCGUCCUGCUCCUCCACGCCCUCUCGAUUCAGAGAGAAGGAGCACGAGCUAAGCAGAACGUUGGUCGACCCGGGCAGGUCGAAAGAGAACAUUAAGCCCAAUCAGCAUGGAGGCAGUAGCAACGGUCUGGGGCACCGCAGGCAGUGCAGCGGCAGCGAGAGCAGCACGCAGCAGGCCAUCACUAUCAAAAGAAGCUCUAGUGCUCAAGGAGGAGCAAGAAACUACGACGUUAUUACCAUUGACGAUGACGACGACGUCAUCCUCACCAAUACCAAAACGGCAGAUAGCAGGACGUCCCGGAUGAUGACAGUGCCACACCUGGACACCCAGUCAGGAUCCAGAACAGAUUAUAUGGCGAGGGGAGGGGGUGGUGUCUCUCAGAGGGACUACCUGUCGAGGGGUGGGACCCAGACUUUAGGAGGAUCAGUGAAGGUUGAGACUGUGACAGCGCUGCGCAGCACGCCUCAGUGGUUGACUGCCACCACCUCAUCCUUAGCUUCGACCCCCAGUUCAGCUCAGCCCAUCACUCGGCCCUCGGCCUCUCCCUAUCAGACCAUAAGCCACAUGGGUUAUCAUGGGGUCGGAGGGCCCAGGACUCCUCCUGCAAACGACCCCCCGGCACCCCCGGUCACUGGUUCGGUUGCUCGUUUCCAUCAGUCACCUGAGACGACUCCAAGCACUCUGAAGCUGCCAAAUGAGCCGGGUUGUCAGGAUCUCCGACAUAUCAUCAUAGAUGGCAGCAACGUGGCUAUGGCUCACGGCCUUCAUCGGUUCUUCUCCUGUCGAGGAAUAGCGCUGGCUGUGGAGACCUUUUGGAGGCGGGGCCACAGGGAGAUCACAGUAUUUGUCCCCCAGUGGCGUCAGAAGAGGGACCGAUUCACAACAGAGCAACACUUUCUAAACCAGCUAGAAGACCUGCGACUGCUCUCCUUCACUCCCUCCAGAGAGGUGUGUGGCCAGAGGAUAUCCUCACAUGACGACAGGUUCCUGCUCCACCUAGCAGAAAAAACAGAUGGGAUAAUCGUAACCAAUGACAACCUGAGGGACUUUGUCGAAACUUCGGACGCAUGGUGCAAGAUCAUUCAAGAAAGGUUGCUUCAGUUUACUUUUGUGGAGGACCACUUCAUGAUCCCAGAUGACCCUCUGGGGAAAAACGGACCUCAUCUAGACAUCUUCCUGCGUAAAGACAACUGGAGGGCUCCAGCCACUCCUCUCCCUAUGAGACCCCCAGACUUCCGGCCGGCCUCCCAGCAGCAGCAGCAGCAGCCGCUUUUCGUCCAGGCCGUCCACUCCACGCCCCGGCCCCCUACCUCCCUGAUGCCCCACCCCACAGCGCACUGGCCCCACUCUGGCCCCCCCGAAUGGCACCCGUCUCGCCGUUCACCUUCCCCCUCGCCCUCCCCCCCUCCCCAGCGGUCGCCGGGGGAGACGUCAGAGCUGAAGAGAAAGCUGUACGACAUCUUCCCCGACCAGAAGCAACGGAUCGACCGCAUCCUCAGCGACAACCCGUACAUGAGAGACCUGAACGCCCUGUCAGGGCUGCUGCUGGGAUAAAUAACUGGCUCACAUCAGCAGACACACACAGUACUAAUGCACACUUAUGCAAGAAUAUACGUGUCGGCCUAAAAAUAAUUUAUUUGACCAUUUCUUCUAGACUGGAGGGAAUGGAAAAGUUUGAUUUUAAUAUUAUU
This is a messenger RNA of Cottoperca gobio, 3383 nucleotides long. RefSeq names its product nedd4 binding protein 1 (gene n4bp1). NCBI's taxonomy places the organism in Eukaryota, Metazoa, Chordata, Actinopteri, Perciformes, Bovichtidae. Gene Ontology annotation, cellular component: PML body; nucleus. The record is from RefSeq and is a predicted model, not a curated record. Gene Ontology annotation, molecular function: RNA binding. Gene Ontology annotation, biological process: negative regulation of proteasomal ubiquitin-dependent protein catabolic process; negative regulation of protein ubiquitination.